GCAGUUGCCUGUCUAAAGAAUUAAGAGGUGCAGGAGAGUCUGGGAAGAGCACAAUUGUCAAACAGAUGAAGAUCAUCCAUGAGGAUGGAUACUCAGAAGAGGAGUGCAGGCAGUACAAAGCAGUGGUUUAUAGCAACACCAUUCAAUCCAUUAUGGCCAUCAUCAAAGCAAUGGGUAACCUGCAAAUUGAUUUUGGGGACGCUGCCAGAGCGGAUGAUGCCCGCCAGUUGUUUGCACUUGCCUGCACUGCAGAGGAGCAAGGAAUCCUUCCAGAGGAUUUGUCCAAUGUGAUUCGGAGGCUGUGGGCAGAUAAUGGGGUCCAGGCUUGUUUUAAUCGUUCCCGAGAGUAUCAGCUGAAUGAUUCUGCUGCAUACUACCUGAAUGAUUUGGAGCGGAUAGCCAGAGGGGAUUACAUUCCAACCCAGCAAGAUGUGCUGAGAACCAGAGUGAAGACUACAGGCAUUGUAGAGACUCAUUUUACCUUCAAGGACUUACAUUUCAAGAUGUUUGAUGUGGGAGGCCAGAGGUCAGAGAGAAAGAAGUGGAUCCAUUGUUUUGAAGGAGUGACAGCCAUCAUCUUCUGUGUUGCUCUUAGUGCCUAUGACUUGGUCCUGGCCGAAGAUGAAGAAAUGAAUCGGAUGCACGAGAGCAUGAAGCUGUUUGACAGCAUCUGUAACAACAAGUGGUUCACGGACACCUCCAUCAUCCUCUUCCUCAACAAGAAGGAUCUCUUUGAAGAAAAGAUCAUCCACAGCCCCCUGACCAUCUGCUUCCCAGAGUAUACAGGGGCCAACAAAUAUGACGAAGCAGCCAGCUACAUCCAGAGCAAGUUUGAGGACCUGAACAAGAGGAAGGACACCAAGGAGAUCUACACCCACUUCACUUGUGCCACUGAUACCAAGAACGUGCAGUUUGUCUUCGAUGCUGUCACUGAUGUCAUCAUCAAAAACAACCUGAAGGACUGCGGACUCUUCUAGCUCUUCGGGUGACACCUACUGAGGAACACAGGAAGGAUUACUUGAACUGCUCCAUAUGAGGAAGAGGCUGGUGUUGAUGAAGGGAGGACUGCACCAUUCGAUGACUUCUGCUUCUUAAAAGUUCUUUUGUUUUUGUUUCAUUCCUUUUAAUUUUUCCUAACGAUGAGACUUCAGCGAUUCCGCUGGUCCAAGAGGCACCUGUCUCCAUGGCUUCUCCUGCUCUCUGCUUCCCCACUUGCCCGUUGCAGGCCGUUUGUGUUCCCUCCAUGCACCCACAAAGCCUUACUGAAGCACCAAUGAGUGGUGGCCUGCCAUAGCUGUAACAUUUCCAUGUAGGUCUGUUCUGUUCUGUUUUGGUUACCCUAAAGUGUGGAAGGUAGCAGGUCAAGGGGCUUUGGACAUGUUUUUUAAUGCUCUUUCCUUGUUUUUUGAGAAAGACAAGAAUUAUUACUAAUUGGUUUUGCUUUGCUUUGCUUUUUUACGUCCAAACAACCCUCUGUCUGGCUCUGCCAAAGCAAUCCACUGUCUUGUUUGUUUUUCCACCUUCCCUGAAGGGGCAGGAGCUCUUGCUACGGAGCAAACUGCUCAGCUCCUACCCCUGCAAUUUGCACAGACCAGCAAGAAAUCGGAAACAUUCCUCAAAAAGCCAAUUUGUGCAGGAAAAGUUGGUCUAUUUUUUUUAAAAGAAAACCUUUUUAAAAACCUUAUUUAAAAUGUCCAGUAGUUAACGAUUGAGUUGCCCACUACAAGCUCAUCGUCUCUAGUAAAUUUUGUGCCUUGAGGGUGUCUGUAUGUUUACAUCUGUUUCUUAGUUUGCUUCUGUGUGCAUUGUGUUUAGAUUAGUGUAAAAUAGUUCCCUGUCCCCUGUCUCCCCCCAGACCCCAUUUCCGUCCCCCCCCCAGCCCUUUUCUCCCUUUCUGCUGUGGUCCAGGACAAGCAUUUUAAGAGGGGGCAGUGCCCAGGGAUUUUAAAACAUGUUUCUUCAUGGCCACAGAAUUAGGUUCCUAAGGGCUAAGAUUCCACUAAAGGACUAAGCAAUGUCAAGCUCAACUUCUUUCCAUUCCUUUGAUGCCCUGCCCCAGGACCUGGGAGCGCUCCUGAGGUUGCUGUAACGUCAGGCCUAUUUUAAUGUAUUUUCUUAGCUCUAACUGUAGCGUCAGUUGAGGAAACACUGCUGUAUGUAAGCGGUCCUGCCUGCCGUGCAGUCGAUGGGCACCGGGCCAUUAGUAACCGUCAGACGCAGCCUAGCUUUUAUCACAACGUUUUACCAAAUUGUUCACAUGGUUUGAAAUAAUAAAAAGUAGAAAGAAAGCUGA
Messenger RNA from Pogona vitticeps (central bearded dragon), 2293 nucleotides. The record is from RefSeq and is a predicted model, not a curated record. NCBI's taxonomy places the organism in Eukaryota, Metazoa, Chordata, Lepidosauria, Squamata, Agamidae.